This is a messenger RNA of Thecamonas trahens ATCC 50062, 693 nucleotides long. RefSeq lists its product as uncharacterized. The transcript is spliced from 2 exons. Gene Ontology annotation, cellular component: endoplasmic reticulum. Lineage: Eukaryota; Apusomonadida; Apusomonadidae. Bases 1 to 660 code for a protein of 219 amino acids. The record is from RefSeq and is a predicted model, not a curated record.
AUGACGGCGACUCCUGGCUUUGAGCCGUGGAUGGAGCACCUGAUGACUGCGGUGACGUACUCGUGUCUUGUUCUGCCUGUGGCGAGUGUGCUGACGACAUUUGUGGCCGCAGCACCCGCGCGUCCUGCCCCGCUCUCGCAGCGGCCGGCCGAUUGGUGCAUUCUCGGCUACUUUGUGCUCAAUCUGGUGCUGGUGACGUAUCUGGUGGACAUCGAGCAGCUGAUCAUUGCGGACCCAAACAACGCUGCCGAAGUGGCCGCCGCUCCGUGGCCGCCGCAGGCCUUCAUCAAGCUCAUCCAUGCCUACUCGCGCGCGUUUGAUCCGGUCCUCCUCGCCCGGCCGGCGUGGUGGCAGGCCACGCUCUGGCCCGAUGUCCUCUUCUACGGGCCGUACUACAUGGUCGGCCUCUACGCCUUUGCCAAGGGCUGCGCCUGGAUUCGGGACGUCACCAUGGUCUACGCCGCGUCGAUCAUGACCAUCGUCUUUAUCAUCAUGAUGGAGGAGGCCUACGGUGAGCAUCCCACGCCGCACUUUGGUUUUGUCCUCUGCCUCAACUCGCCGUGGUUCGUUGUCCCGGCUUGCCUCCUCCUCCGCAUGCUCGUCACCCAUCGCCCAUUCGAUCUGCCGGCCCCGGCAAAGGCUGCAGACAAGGCGGCAUAGCCAGAGAGGUAAGUAAAGGCAGCCAUGCUUGCC